Mus caroli (Ryukyu mouse) is the source of this 6811-nucleotide messenger RNA. It is a transcript of the gene C2cd4c, whose product is annotated as C2 calcium dependent domain containing 4C. The record is from RefSeq and is a predicted model, not a curated record. Lineage: Eukaryota; Metazoa; Chordata; Mammalia; Rodentia; Muridae.
CUAUUUAUAUUAGGAGCCCUGCCCCCGAUUCCCCGCCAGUUCGGGAGGCCCCGCCCCUCGCGGAUUGCGAGGACGCGGGCGCGCGGCCGCAAUCGGAGGAAUACGGCUUGGUGGGCGGUUUCCCGCGCCGAGAGGAGAGCUGGCCACUGCGCUACCGCCUCGCUCGCAGCUGCGCCGGGCUGUAGCCUAGCUCCGCGUUCCGGAGUCGCCGCAGCCCACGGGCAGGUGAGCCCAGCGCGCUCCGCGCUACCCAUACCCGGCGCACAGGGAGUCGGGGGCGCGGUCAGUUCGCUGCGCCGGGCCCAGGCUGUCGUCGCCUCUCCCAACGCACAGCGCAGCAGCUAGGUGAAGCCACAGACUCUUGGUCUCUUGCCUGUCGCCCUCAUGAGAAAAACCAACAUGUGGUUCUUGGAACGACUUCGGGGGUCUGGGGAGAACGGAGCCAGCCGCGGUGAGGCUGGUGACAAGUCCUCCAAGGGUCCCUUGUAUAGCAACGUGCUGACUCCGGACAAGAUCCCCGACUUUUUCAUCCCGCCCAAGCUGCCCUCUGGCCCCACAGAGGCUGAGGGACAGGCGGACCUGGGCCCCUCCACCUCAGAGCAAAACCUGGCUUCACCUGGGCCCCGCCGAGCACCUCGCAGUCCCCGGCUGCCGGUCAAGUUGGCCUCAGAGAGCAGGAGCCUGCUGAAGGCAGCCACACGACAUGUGAUUCAGAUAGAGAGUGCGGAGGACUGGACGGCCGAGGAAGCCACCAACGCUGACCCCCAGGCGCAGGGUGCCAUGUCAUUGCCCUCUGUGCCCAAGGCUCAGACAUCCUAUGGCUUUGCCACACUGGCCGAGAGCCCCCACACCAGACGCAAGGAGUCCCUUUUCCACAGUGAGCACGGGGCCCUGGCCCAGGUCGGAUCCCCUGGUGCUGGCCGCCGGCGAGCAGGGGCCAAGGCCAAUGGAGGUGAUGGGGGUUCCCGGGAGGUUGGGGGGGCCCUGAUGAGCCCUAGCCGCUACUUCAGUGGCGGGGAAAGUGACACAGGGUCCUCUGCUGAGUCGUCCCCCUUCGGGUCCCCUCUGCUGUCUCGCUCUGUAUCGCUGCUCAAGGGCUUCGCCCAGGACAGCCAGGCCAAAGUGAGCCAGCUGAAACAGUCGGUAGGUCGCCAUGGCUCCCUGUCUGCGGAUGAUAGCACACCAGACACCAGCCCAGGUGUCCGUCGCCGCUUGUCCCGCAGGGCUACCCCGGAGCCAGGCCCAGAGUCUGGCCAGGCACCACGUGGAGAGCACACAGUGAAGAUGGGCACCAGGGGCAGCGUGAGGCUGCUGGCCGAGUACGAGGCUGCUCAGGCCCGCCUGCGUGUGCGCCUGCUGGCGGCCGAGGGCCUAUAUGACCGGCCCUGUGAUGCCCGGAGCAUCAAUUGCUGCGUGGGGUUGUGCCUGGUGCCCGGGAAGCUGCAGAAGCAGCGGAGCACCAUCAUCAAAAACAGCCGCCACCCCAUCUUCAACGAGGACUUCUUCUUUGAUGGCCUGGGGCCAGCCAGUGUGCGUAAGCUGGCCCUCAGAAUCAAGGUUGUCAAUAAGGGUAGCAGCCUCAAGCGGGACACACUCCUGGGGGAGGAGGAACUGCCACUGACCUCCCUGUUGCCCUUUCUGUGAGGUCAUUGGUUGCUCCCUUCUAUACUUAGCUCAGCUGAGCCGGGUGGGGGUGGGCGGGGCCUGUUGCCCCGUGUUCCCUGGGUCUCUUAGUGGAUUGUUCUUUUCUUAGAAGGAGAUGGGCUGCUGGGGCAAAUACUGACUGGAACCCCUUCCCCCUCCACCUUGGCCCAUCCACAUAGAGUUGUGGGGUUCGUAGCAGUCCCAGGAUCCUGGUACCUAAGGCAGCUGGGACCCAGAACAGAGUUCCCUGAGUGUGGAACUUGUCCCCCACCCCCUCCCUCUUGGCUGCACGCGGGUGUUUUUCCCGCACAGCCCGGUUGCUCAGAUGCUCCGAUAACUUCUUUGUGACUUCCCCCAGUCUGUGGGAGGUCAUCCUCCCUGGCCAGGCUGGCUCCAGGUAGGCCUAGCCUCCCAAGUUCUGGCGCUGAUGUUCCAUCUAGAGCUACAGGAGGGCUUGGCUGAGGGAAUCAAGAAAGCCAGAGUGCACAGAGAGCCGAAGGAGGCGAGGAGGCGGUGACUCUUGGCUGAUGGCUCUUUGGCACAGGCUUCCCUCCACUCCUGCUGAUCAACCAGAGCCACCUGUAACCCAGGAGCUUCUGCCUCAAGCCUGUGGCUCUCUCCUCAUCUUGCAAGCUACAAACCACUCUCCCAGGGUGCCCUUGGCAAGUCGCCCUUUGCUCCAGAAUGUAAAUAGGCUAUAGCUGUGGUGGGUGGGCUGUGUGUGUGUGUAUGUGUGUGUGUGUGCCCGUGCUUGUGUUGGGGGGCAGGGUUCUGGGCUGUUUAUGUGUGUGUCUUUCCUGCACAGGAAAUCCUCAUGGGGUGGGAUACAUGGGUCCCUGAAUGGCUGCUGUGUUUUGCACAAACUCUAAGACUCAGAACAGAAUGGACUGCCUGUUGGAAAAUGGCAGAUAAGGGAGGGUCCAGCAUCCCUUUGUCUUUUGCUGUUUCCUUAAACUCUCAAAGCCCUUGUCCCUCUAGAAAAGGGUUUUGAGAUUGAUUGCUUGAACCCUUGAGGUGAGCCAAGCACCUCGGAGUUGAACCCCCACCCCAACCCCUGUGCCUGGUCCCCAUUGUCUCUGGGACUAGGGUACAUCCAGGACCUGGGCUGGUCAGUUGGAGUGGUAGACAGAGGGCCCCAGGGGUCUCUUGCUUUUUUCUGUCUCCCAUCUUCUAUGUUCUGUGGGGCCCUGUUUUUUAUACCCUGCACUGUUUGAUAUCUCUGUUUGCAGUUGACUGUACGUGAAUCUUUUAAGACACCUCCCCCAAAUGUGUUUGUUUAUAAUGCUGUUUUUAGUGCAGUAAAGGUGUUUGGGGAGUGCGGGGGUGCAGGCCUACUUGAUUUGUGUUUAAUAACAACAGGAGUUUCACCGUGGCUGGCUGGCAGGGUGGGGGAGCCUGAGGUGAGGAAGACCUUUCUCACACUCCUACUCUCUACCGAUUGGGGUUGAACAGAAGAUAGAAGAGGGAGGGAGACCCUGGCUGUUGUGAUGAGGGCUCACAGGUCCCAGGGCUGGGCUCUGUCCUCAGUCUCUAUCCAUACAACUCAGCCUGUCCCCACAACAGCCCGCAGAGUGGACAUUGUGGAUAUCCCAUGAAGCGCUGGAGGCCUGUGGACUCUGUCUAGCUAUCUGGUAGAGGUUGGGAGGGGAGGCAAGCUGUGCAGGCCCCAGAGAGCUAUCUCCAUCUUCUUUUUAGGUUUUGCCAACCUGGUCUCUUCAGGCACUGCUGGUUGCCUAAACCAGGUACUGGCCUGGAGCUGUCUGGCCCAGGGAGACCGGAAGACAGGUCUAGAGGCUGCUGCCUAGAUGGUAGGCACUUCCUACAGGAAGCCCUCUAGGGCCUCUCAGCUGGAACAGGGUUUUCUCUGCAGUGAGUUACUGUGUAGGGAUAACCUGACACUGGAGUUGGAACAUCUGGCCCCUGGGAGUUACCGUUCCUAUGCACACAUGUUCAGCAUACCCAGGGUGCUGGAUGAGGAUGCCUUAAAUGGAUGGCAGGCCUCGCUGAGAGGUGGAAGGCCCCGCUGCCCCUCAUUACCUUGGGGCUACUCUGUCAAUGUGGGUGGGUUGGACCUAUGCUAAGGGGAAGACCUGCUGUACUAUGACACCUGUGGCCUUCUGCCAGCCUGGGCAUGGGUAACAGCAAUGGAGAGAAGAAAUUGGGAUGUCCAAGACCAUGUGGGAAGGGCUGGGCUGGCCAUGCCCGUGGCUACGGGAGAGAAGUGAGUAGAACCCAGGCUGGGUGCCCUGGUGACUGGAGGGGGAGGUUCAAGGAUAUGGACUGACAUGUCUCCUAGACUCCUGGGACAGAGCACAGCUCCUGCUGUCUACCCAAGGCCCUGUGACCCCUCUGAUCCCCACCAAGGACCCCAUAUCCCUCUGACUCCAGGACAGGAUUCUGUGUCCCUCUCUGCCCAGGACUGGUCAGUUUAGCUUAGUGCCCCAGGGUGCAUCAAAUGCCCAUGUUGCCAUUGGGAUCCCUCUUCCAGGUCCCUAGCAGCCCUUCCUGCCAGUGGCCAGAUGAUCAGCACCACUGAGGCUGAGGUCCUAGGAUGGGUUGCCAGGGCAACUGGCCUUCUCCUGGGCCACAUUCAUGCCAUUCAAGAGCUGAUGUCAUCUCUGGAAACAAGUGUUCUGUGUGUCAUCCUGACACCCUGUGUGGCUCUGAACACAUCCCUGCCUUGGUUUGUACACUUUGUGUGUCUUAACUUGUUGUCCAUAUGUAAUGUGUGUGUGGCCUUUUAUGGCCAUGUUUUACCCUGUGUCUCUGUGUCUGACUGUGGCUUCCCUGGGCCAAAGCACAGGGCCUGCAUCGUGAUUUCCAAUAUCAUUGCUGCCCAAAGCUGAGAGCCCCUUUGAGCUUGGUCCCCCACUUUGCCUCAUACUGCCUGGGAGGACACCUGAAGAAACACACAGCGUGUCCGGCAUUGCCUGUUGACAUGAGUCCCAGGAGAAUUUCUCUCUGCCUUGCAACAGCCAGGGGAUUCAGGCUGCAAGGUCUGUGGAGAUGGCAGAGGCAGGCAUGAGUGUCAGCAUGCACCCUGCCAGCAUGGCUUCUGUCUGAGCUGUCUUUCCUUGAAGAUGCAGUGGGCAGUCAGGUGCUCACUGGUAGAAGCCUCUUAGUGGAUUCUACUCACUGCUGAUGCGCCAUCCUCAGAGGGAACUAGUGGAAGGGAUGCUGAGCUGAGGGAGAGGGUUCCAUCCAUGUUGGUUGCCUGGGUCCAGUUGUGCCUGCUCUCCCUGGCUGGGUGUCCUUUCAGCCUGGAAAGGUGACGAAGUCUGCUCUGUGCUCUAGCCUGAUGGCUUCCAACAAGAAUGCUGGUGGCAGUAAGCCUAUGGCUGAGGGACAGGGGUCCUGGGAUGCUCCAGGGCGAAGCACAAAAGGGACACAGCUCCAGAAGCCUGGGAAGUGGACACUUGUAAAGCACGAGCCUCCUGCCUCAGAUCUGUAGAAGGCGCUGAACCUAGGAAGGGAACAGAGGAAAGGGGUCCAGGGUAGGGGGCCAAGGAAUGGAGUGGAGGGGGGGGUGGGGCAACAGGGAUGACUUACUCCCGCCCUGUAUACCCUUGCUGGCUCUACUCUGGAGCUCUGGAGCUCCACCAGCCCUCCCUAAGCCCACUCACUGAUGUGGGGUACUGAGGCUGUUUGAGGGGCCUCCCUUAUCUCCAUGUCCCAGAUUAAGUCUCUGUUUUCCACUUGACUGUGUGGGGGUUCUAGGUGAGCACAUGAUCAGCUUGUGUGUGUGUGUAGUAACCCUGGGCUCAGUCCUCAUGCUCUGCAAUGGUAAUUAACACAAUCAUAUUAGGUGGUAAUUGCAGGUUGUGGAGGCAGUGGCUCCCUGCUCCUGCUCUAGGUGGGCGGAGCCUCAGCCAGCUCAGCUGACCGACUUUGGGUUUCAAGCUGCUGGAGUUGAAGGGGAGGAAGGGCUGCAUGGCAAUGCACACCUAGGUGUUUACAGGGUGUGGUUUGUGAGCUGGCCACCUGUUUACCCACUUUACCAUGGUUUGUAUAAGCUCCUGCCAUGAGGGCCACUGAUGGAAGGCUUUGGUUCAGGGCUGCUCUGGUGCAGUACAGCCUUGGUUUGAAUCCUGGCAGGUUGCCACUUCUCUGUGACUCAGUUUCCUCCCCAGCACCCUGCAUCCUACCCUGAGGGUGGUGUGGGAGGGGUAGAGACUGAAACCCAGCACUGCGUUCUGCUUGCUGGAGUGCUGGGGUGAGAGUCAGCUUCUCCCAUUGCCAGAGAGAGGGCUGGGCUGGGCCUGACUCCUGGAAGUGGGGCUUCUGUCUAGUCUACUGGGUGUCUUGGUUGAAACUAGGAGGGCUUUAGGCCUCAGGGGGAUUAGCCUGGACUGGUCGGCCUCAGAACUCAUGUGCCACGUCAUGCCACAGGAGAGCCCUGAUCGAUGGUGAUACCAAGAAGGCAAGAGUGAUAUUUUUGUCCCUUUCUAAGCUCUGGAUUUUUCUUAACCCGAGAAGAGACUAAGUGUAAGAUGUGAACUGUUGGCCACGUGAUAGAGCUAGCUAGUAUUCCAUAUGUUAGCUGUAUGCAGUAAGUGCUCAGAGCAUCCUGGCUGCACAUAGCAAACAAUGCAUCUAGAAGGUGCUCAGAUCUGGCUACUGAGUCUAUAGAAGAAGGCGGGUCCCCUUGGUGACUUGUGUUCCAGAUGACAUCCACAACCCUCUCUCAGCUUGGGCAGUUUAGAGCAACAGUUAGAUGUUAUGAUAUGACUCCACAAGACCAGGUAACAACUCUCAGGUCCCAAAGAAACCCAGGACAUAUGGUUAACUACGGUGCCUAUUAACAUGUGGAAGUGCUUGCUGGCAGCCAGGUUCACUCAGUUCCUGUGACUCUCUGCUCUUACCUCUCCUCCCUGCACCUUCCCCCAGACUUCUCCAGCCCAGGAACGUCUGAUGCCAAUCAAAACCUGCCAUUUUGUCCAAGUGUGGUCUUCAUUCUUUUCUUGCGUCCUCUUGGUCUUCUGCUCUUGACUCCCGAUCCUCUCUUUUCUCUUCCUUUCUUGCUCUCCCUGCACCUUCCCUUUCCAGUCUGGUCUACUCGGCUGGCCAAGUUCUAUUUGGUACUUUCUUUCCCUGCUCUGGACUCUUCCAGAUGCCUCUGGCUGUUCUCUCCCUCAUAUCUACAAUAAACGCCCCCUCCUCAACCAUA